GCAAUUUGAAGAACGAUGGACUGCCUCGAAUUGAACAUCCGACAGCGAAUUCUGUCGGACUUAGCUACCCUCCAAACGGAAACACAAGAGGAUAUCUUCACCAUUUGUAACGUCAAUCAAUCCAAGGCCCAACUGGCACCCAAUGACGAGUCUGGGGAAAGGGAGGUCGAACCUCGUGCAUUCAUGUCCGAGGCCAGGGCUCAUUGUAACAUUGCUUUUGGCGAACUUGUCGCGAAUUUUCCAGAGGAACAUAUCGCAAGGCACAUUGAUACCCUCAUUCCCGUCCUAACGGAUCUUUUACACGACGUUCCAAGCGUGGAUUUCGACCGAUGUCUCUCAUGGGACGAGUGGGCCCUCCCUGACCAGCUGGUCUUCUCUACCGUUUCUGCCCUUUUGCGUAUCUGCAAUGCACACCAAGAAUACGCGGACAGAGCUGUCAUGUCCAUUAUUACUUUCGUCACCGACGUUGUUGAAAACCUCAAGGAGUCCAGCUCAAUAGAUGUGCUUACACACCUCACGCCUUCUGUUCACGGAUUGUACCGUGCAAUCACUUCUACUCUUUACCCCUGGACCGCCUCUCAAUGGCACCUUCUUUCCGAGUCCCUCCAGUCCCUUGUCGCGACUCCUGUUCUUGAACGAAUCAACCGUCUCCUACUCGACAUAAAUCAAGAAGCCGACGCUACCUCCAUCGCCUUCUGCCACACCUUCAUCUCUCGAUACAUCGCACUUGGACGCCCACUGAGCGGGUACUUUACUAUUUGCUGUGUUAUGGAGAUGGAAUGGACUGUGCUCGCACAGGCCCUCGCGAGUGCUCCUCUGGUGCACAAAGGCCAGGUGCGCGAAGCCGCUGCGGCGAACAAAGCGUGGGUGAACCUCAUGAAAUGUCCUGCGAAAGAUUUGGGUUUGGAGAACGACGAGGAGACGAAGAAAGCUCUGAGGAACAUCAUCAGAAGUGCACUGCAAUGCUUUAGUGAUUUGCUGGAGCAGAUUGAGGGUAUGGACACCGAACCUCCCGUCGAUACUUAUGCAUGGGAGACCAUGUCUGAGAGCUUGAAACUGGCAUCUGUUUGCUCCGUUGCGCUUCGAGAGCUAGAUGAAAAUCUUCACACUCGCCUGAUGCAGCUAUUAAGCGACAGUGCACCCAUCCUGGACAAUCUUGUUCAGGAAUCGGCGCUCAAGGCUACUACAGUACUUGUGCAAAGCUUCCCGGAGAUCGCACCGUCUUUUGUCAUCCAUUUGCGCCGCUUCGUUACUUCUCCUCUUUCAAUAUUCGAGUUUGCAUUCAACACCGAGAAGCGUGCACCUCCACCUCUAACAGCGGCUGCCAAGUGCCUUGCGCUUUGCAUCAAGGUAUGUCUUUUCUUAACCGGCUGUCACCCUGGUGACGACACCAUCAUGUCCAAUAUGUACUCUCUCCUCAAUUACAUUGCUGCGACCUCCAAAGAAAUAACAGAAUCAUCCUCUUCCAACCAACUCCUUUCCAACCCCUUCUAUGCCUCUUCGAUCACCUCUCCCAACGAUGAUGUGACCUUCCAAAGCGACGAAACAGGGCUACGCGGUCGCUCAGACGAAGAGAAGCGGCUCAUUGGGAUCACGACUAUCUCCGUUGUCACGCGCCUUGCACUCGAGUUCCAUACUGCGGGCGAGGAGGAAGUCACAAAACUUACGAUCUCGAUGUUGUUACAGCGCUUACGGACUUUGGAGCCGACUCUCGAGGCUGCGAUCGCGUAUAACCUUGUGGAUCUUGCGCUCGUAGCUCCCGAAGAGUCGUUUAUAGACGUUGCACGUGCGUUUUCGCUAAUCAAUCGCGCUACGAACCUGGAGGACCCGAGAUUCUCUAAUAAUAUGGUGUUGGCUGCCCAGACGAGGCUUGCACGUGAACUAGACCAAAGACCCGAUUUGUAUGACGUAUACUUGGUUGAGCUGCUCACUCUCUUCGGAGACAAAGGUGUUGCUAUCCAGAACGUGGCUACGUCUGACCGACACGUCAAGACAGAAGAGAUGAUCGAGCAGCUGGCAUCUUUGUUGUUGCCGAUCGAAGCGCUUCUUGCCCAUCCAGAUUACUCUCCACACCUGGCCGCUUCGCAGGAGCUUACGGGCCUCUUCCGAAACUUGUGGUUCCUCUGCGUCCUCUUUCACUUUACAUCUGGCGAGGAGAAGGGCGCGAUGACGUGGCUCAUGCCUGCGCUGGCGAAAAUCGCAACGAAGACGCCAACUCUGGUACUCGAGAAUGCUCACGAUGCAGCGAGCGAAAUCGAGUAUAGCACCGUAAUCCGGCAUGAAUAUGCGCAUUCUGUUAUCUCGAAGCACCGGUCAUUCCUUACACGCCAUAUUCCACACCGCACAAGCGAGAUACGCUCUUUGUCCCCGGGACAGGUAAUCUUCUUGUUGAUGAUGCAGGACGUUGAGAGUAUGCGAUCUGCUGCUGGUCUCCCGUCUUCCCUGGUGUCAUACUUUACGAAUAGUAGCCUAAAUCGACAAAGUUAUCUUAUUGUAUGCAUGGAGUCUAUAGCUGACAAGGUUAUGCGUGGAUGUAUGGGAGAGAUGAAUUCCCAAGCUAUGGAACAGGCACUACCGGUCCAUCUAUCAGAGGAACUUCGCAAGCUGCUUGUAGCCAGCACUCAUCGCAUAUCUCGCGCUCGGGACGUAGCUGCCAAAUACCUAUUCAACCUGAUCACGUCGUUUCCUUCUCUCAUGUGCGACCCGCCACUGGUGUAUGCAAUUCUUGAGUGCCUUACUCUUCUCCGUCAUGCAUGCGAGAACGAGUUUACGGACGAGUACAACCCGGUGUACGAAUUCCACUCUGAUUGCACUGGUAUCACGUUGCAGCUCACGGAUGACUAUAAAAUACGAAACGAUAUCCUUGGACAACUACAGCGCAAUGCCAACACGUGGUUUGAACUCGCACUCAGCCGGGCUCCCAUUAAGCUCCAGUCGACGCUUCAGAAAUAUCUCACAGCUACGCAACCGCUGAUUGGUGCGGACGCUACUGAGUUAGGAGCUUCUGUUGCCGAAACGUUUGCUAAGGCACUUGGUCCUGUGCACCGACAACUUUCUUCUCUGUGUAGCCUAUCAAACUGGAAGUCUGAUCGUGCACGCGCUCUUGCCAGCCAGUUUGCGAACAAAUGCUAUUUUUCAGGGGAGGUUGCUGGUUUGCGACUUGCGGCUCGUAAAAAUCAAGAUUCGCUGGAUAAAGUGGCUCCACAGAUGCAAUGCACUGGCGUACAGCCUUUCAAAGACAAGAUGGCCGAUACGAUGAACGACAUUCGGAAUAAACGUAGCUCUUUAACUGUUCAAGAUCUGCAGCGUCUAUUAUUCCGUUGUGCAGCAAUUCUUAUAUCGUUGGAGAAGUGCGAUUACACCUUGGUACAUUUUCUGGUAGCUCUACCGUUUGAGGUUUUCACACCUUCUGCGGUCGCUGCGGGUAUUGAAACGUGGAUGUGGGUCAUCGCGGAGCGCCCUAACAUGGAGGUGGUCAUCAUGUGCGAAGUACUCACGUCUUGGUUUGGGACUGUGAAGGAGCGGAAGGGCGUGUUCUCGGCCUCAUCAAACUGUGAUGAUCCCUUUUACCAUCCCAUCAGUUAUAGUCCAACCGACAAGGACGAAAUCGAUCGAGCAACCACUCAUGCUCGUCGGCUGCUCAUGCCGCAUACCUUAGUUCUACAGAUGUUAUUUAGUCGAUUGCAAGCGGCUAGAUAUUGUCGCUCGACUGUGAUGUUCCUCAUCCAGAGACUUGUUUUGCGAUCUGCGCAAGCGCACAAGUUGUUUAGUACUCAUCCGCUAGCUCGAGAGCUGCGCUACACGUUCCUUCUUUUUGGACUGGAGACGUUGAAGAGCUCGCAUCUAGAUGCUGUCUGUGAGUGUAUGUUGCGCGAAAGUCUGUAUCGCACGGCAUAUUCGUGGUUUGCCGUUCGGCCGCAGUGGUCUUUUGGAGCCAAUCGAGUGCAGGUUGACGCUGAUAUCAAAGUCAUGUCCGAAUUUCUUGUGCAUCUCCAGGGUGACUCGAUCAGGAAUAUGACAUCUCUUUCGAGCCUUGCUCCUCACCAGUCUGCGUCAAAGACGUCCCUUUAUGCCACCCGCCUCAAGAAUAUCAACCAGCCACUCCGUCUUCUGAUAGAGAAUGAGAUAUUCAGACUUACGGUCUGGGCUAAUCCUAGCAACGAAGCGAGACGAGGCAGUGACCUUCAUGGCUCGCUCGAGCGCAAUAUGCUUGAGUCAACUUGGCCUGGCAUAGUUCGAACAGUGUGGGAGAUAGACCCAGCCAUAGCAGUCUAUCUGACCGAACGUUUCAAAAGCCCAGCAGCUUACGCUGAGGUGCAGAAUCUAGUUCAGUCUAACGCUAGCCAGGUAGUUAAUACUCCAGAGGCUCUACGAUUUUUGAUUGGGGAUUCCUUCCGAGGUGGACAGAGACGAGAGCUGAAGUACAUCAUCGCGUGGGCGCCUGUCACUGCUGUGAUCGCUGUUACUUUCUUCGAACGACGACACGGCAACGAUCCGCUCUUGCUACAAUACGCCCAUCGAGUCCUGAAGCAGCAUCCUGUUGACUUGACAUUCUUUUUCGUUCCUCAAGUCGUCCAGGCUCUUCGGUUUGAUGACCUUGGAUAUAUCGCGCAGUUCAUCUUCGAAACCGCAAAGGUGUCGCAACUCUUUUGCCACCAGAUUAUAUGGAACAUGAAAGCCAAUUGCUACAAGGAUGAUGCUGCCGAGAUCGAAGAUCCUUUGAAACCCGCACUAGAUCGGAUGACUGAUAUGGUGGUGGAUUCGCUGUCUGGUGACGCCCGUGCCUUUUACGAUCGGGAAUUCGGAUUCUUCAACAAGGUAACCUCGAUCUCUGGGAAACUGAAGCCCUUCAUCAAAAAGUCGAAACCUGAGAAAAAGGCAAAGAUUGACGAAGAGAUGGCCAAGAUAGUUGUUGAUAUUGGUGUCUACCUUCCCAGUAACCCGGACGGUAGUGUUAUUGACAUUGAUAAGAAAUCCGGUCGACCUCUCCAAAGUCACGCUAAGGCACCGUUCAUGGCUACUUUUAAAGUGAGGAAGGAGCGCAUCAUUAUUGAUUCCGACCCGGAGUCUCUUUUGGACGGUGCACUCGAGAAACGCGAGGAGUAUGACGUUUGGCAACAGGCCAUCUUCAAAGUUGGCGACGACUGCCGACAAGAUGUGUUGGCCUUACAGAUCAUCGCGAUGUUCAAAAAUAUCUUCACCAGCAUCGGGUUGACUCUCUAUCUUUUCCCUUACAGGGUUACCGCAACUGCCGCUGGAUGUGGUGUCAUUGACGUGGUGCCAAAUGCAACAUCUCGAGAUGAGAUGGGAAGAGCCACAGUAAACGACCUGCUCGACUUCUUUAUUUCGAAAUACGGAGGAGAAGAGACUGUUGCAUUCCAGUGUGCUCGCCUCAAUUUCAUCCAGUCGAUGGCUGCAUACUCUGUUGCUUGCUAUAUCUUGCAAAUCAAGGACCGUCACAAUGGGAAUAUCAUGAUUGAUGGCGAAGGGCACAUCGUACAUAUCGACUUUGGAUUCCUAUUCGAUAUAGAUGACUCCUUCAAGUUAACCCACGAGAUGGUAGUUCUAAUGGGCGGCAGAUACUCUCAAGGCUACGAACUGUUUCAACAUCUGACGGUGAAGGCUUUUCUCGCUAUUCGACCUCAUGCGGAUCAGCUCGUCAGCACAGUCCAACUCAUGCUGGGAACUGGUUUCCCGUCUUUCAAAGGCGAACCGACUAUCAAGCGCCUCAAAGAUCGGUUUGCGCUUGGGUUGAAUGAGCGUCAAGCUGCCGAAUGGAUGAUGGGAAUCAUCCGCAAUGCUCAUGAAAAUGUGAGGAGCACAGCCUACGAUGAGUUCCAACGGGCGUUUGCAGGCAUACCGUACAAGUAGCAAAUGCUGCUCAAGAAUCGAUGGAUAGUAUCGAAUUUAGGUAUACGAAUGUAUCAAGGUUGAACUGCAUUUCGAGGCCUGGGCGUGUUUGUUGCGUAUUUUCAAAGCACCAACAAGCAUGCAUCAUGAUGGAGUGCGGCUGAACUCGGGUAAAACGGCGUUACUAAGGUCUAUAUUUAGCAGCCAAACUUAUAUAGUGCUUUGGUGGCUGAGCUUAUCGGU
Messenger RNA from Suillus subaureus, 6093 nucleotides. RefSeq lists its product as uncharacterized. NCBI's taxonomy places the organism in Eukaryota, Fungi, Basidiomycota, Agaricomycetes, Boletales, Suillaceae. Gene Ontology annotation, biological process: phosphatidylinositol phosphate biosynthetic process; phosphatidylinositol-mediated signaling. Gene Ontology annotation, cellular component: plasma membrane; cytoplasm. Gene Ontology annotation, molecular function: 1-phosphatidylinositol 4-kinase activity. The transcript is spliced from 31 exons. The coding region runs from base 16 to 5871 and encodes 1951 amino acids. The record is from RefSeq and is a predicted model, not a curated record.